This is a messenger RNA of Pantherophis guttatus, 2457 nucleotides long. Its product is annotated as cytochrome P450 2J2-like. Gene Ontology annotation, cellular component: cytoplasm; intracellular membrane-bounded organelle. NCBI's taxonomy places the organism in Eukaryota, Metazoa, Chordata, Lepidosauria, Squamata, Colubridae. The record is from RefSeq and is a predicted model, not a curated record. Gene Ontology annotation, molecular function: heme binding; oxidoreductase activity, acting on paired donors, with incorporation or reduction of molecular oxygen, reduced flavin or flavoprotein as one donor, and incorporation of one atom of oxygen; iron ion binding. Gene Ontology annotation, biological process: xenobiotic metabolic process.
AGCUGACCUUGCAAGUUUGCUUAUUAGUCUAAUGAUGUGAGUGAUUUUGCACUUUCAUUUAAAAGGGAGUCCGUGGGCUGACUGAAAGAACUGGAAAAGUUUGUGAGGCCGGAGAGAGAGAAGGUUCAGCGCGUCUCCAUGUAAAGUUGACAAGUCCGGACAAAGAAAAAGAGGAAAAAGGAGAAUGUCUAUAACAGAGCUCUUGUCGGUCACCAUUCUCCUGAGCCUUUUGAUGCUCUACCUCCUGAGGCAAUUCUGGUUUCGCAGUCAUUAUCCUUCGGGAUGGCUUCCAUUGCCUGCCACCGGAAGCUUAUGGCAAGCUGGCGUCAGGCUUUAUCAAGAGACGCUGUCUAAGCAGUUGAAAGAACAAAAUGGCACCUCUAACACCUCCAUGACUCCUUACGGUAGCAUAUUCAAUGACAAUGGUGGAGAACUAUUGAAGCAGCAAAAAGAAAUUGGGCAGCUUAUUUUGUCAAAGCACGAGAGAGAAAAGAAAGGAGUGGAGAGCCUGGUGGAACAGGAGGCCCCUCGGCUGGUGGAGACUUUCGCGCGUGUAAAUGGGCAGCCAUUUGACCCUUUGAAUGCCAUCAUUGCUUCCCUUUCCAAAAUGGUCUGGACUGUGAGCUUUGGCGACCGCUCCCCUCUUGAAGACAAGGACAGCCAACAAUUGACGGACGCCAUUGAAUCUUCCGUAAAAUCUGGAGGGAGCUUUGUUUACGCUUUACAUAAACAGUUCUCAUGGCUCAUGAAAUAUUUCCCAGGGCCACAGAAAAAUGCCCUGUCUAGCAAGGAGCUGGUGCUUUCCUUUACAAAGAAGGCGAUGCAGAAACAUAAAGAAGCAAAGCCGGUGAAGGAGCCACAAGAUUUCAUUGAUUUCUACUUGUCACAUAUGGAGAAAAAUAAAGGUGGCCAGAAUUCUACCUACAAUGAAGAGAACCUGGCUGAAUGUAUUUUCAACUUCCUUCUCUCGGCUGCAGAAUCAACUGCAAUCACUCUCCAGUGGGCACUGCUGCUGAUGGCGUCUCAUCCAGAUGUUCAAGAUAAAGUCCAUAAGGAGAUAGAAAAGGUUUUGGGUUCUUCAAAUGCUGUUGGCCAUCAAGACUGGAAGAAACUACCUUAUACCAGUGCUGUGAUUCAUGAGAUCCAGCGAACCAAACAUGCAUUCUUAUUCAGAAUCAUCAAACAAUGUGCAAAGGAUGUGAAUAUCUUUGGUUUUCUUGCUCCCAAGGGAACUUUCAUUAACCCGGAUCUGAAUUCAGUAUUACUUGAUCCCAAACUAUGGGAGACACCUGAAAAAUUCAACCCAAGUCAUUUUUUGGACAAGGAUGGAGAAUUUGUUGCCAAAAAAGAAUUUCAACUCCUUGCUGGUGAGUCAGAAGGGUCUUUAGAGGAUAAAUUAGCAAGAGUGGAGUCCUUUACCUUCUUUAUAAAUCUGCUCAAGACAUUCGUCUUCAAGUUACCAGAAGGAGAGAACAAAACCAGCGAACAACCUAGAAUUGGGUUGACAACGUGUCCUCAUUCUUAUAAAAUCUGUGCUGUUCCUCACCACAAGAAAUCCUAAAUUCUAAUUAUCAAUAGCACACUUCGAUUUUACAAUAGCAUUGUUCAAUCUCAACUUGCUCAAUUCAAUCUUGAGUAGAAAUUCACAUAACGAGUUGCCUCUUUGACGGAUUGGAUUGCUGAGUCUGUGAUGAUUGCCUGACACAUUCUUCUUUGUUUGACAUUACUAAAUUAAUGUACAAUAUUUGGUUCUUUGCAGUGCAUAGCACUUUUGGAUUACUGUAUUUUUCGGAGUAUAAAAUGAACCGGAGUAUAAGACGCACCUACCUUUUUUGGUGAGGAAAAGAAGAAAAAAAAAUCUCCCUCUGCCUUUGAGCAAUUUUGCCUCGUUGCAGCAAACAGCAAACAGCCUGCUUUAGUUUCAGUUUCGUUUUCAGCAUAGCUUGAUUAGCACAAGGGAAAAAAAAUCUGCUCCAGCAAUUUAACUCUUUGCAGCAAGCAGCAGAGGCCCGUGCAAAACAGCUGAGAGCAAAUCAGCUGAGAGUCGGAAGGCCGAUCCAAUCAACUUGUGCUAAUUAGGCUGUGCUGAAGCUGAAAGGAGCUGUUUUUUCUUGCUGUUUGCUUGCAAGGAGAUAACUGCUGCGAGGCAGAGGCCAAAGGGUGGGGGCCAGUGGGUGGGCGGGGAUACAUUUGGUGUAUAAGAUGCACCUAAAUUUUCACCCCCUUUUAGGGGGGAAAAAGGUGGGUCUUAUUCUCUGAAAAAUAUGGUAUGUGCCAUGAAGUCAUUUUUAAUUCGAGUGACCAUCAUAAAUGUAGAUUUUCUCCAUGAUAAUGUAUCCCUAGUCUGUUCUUUCAGGUAUCCAUUGGUGCACUCAUCGUAUUGUAAUACAUAACAAUAAAUUCUCUUUGUGUCUUUGAAAAAAAUCUUGAGGGUUUUUAUUAAAUAAAGUAGCAUUC